Eubalaena glacialis (North Atlantic right whale) is the source of this 277-nucleotide messenger RNA. It is a transcript of the gene VSTM1, whose product is annotated as V-set and transmembrane domain containing 1. The transcript has 7 exons. Bases 5 to 277 code for a protein of 90 amino acids. The record is from RefSeq and is a predicted model, not a curated record. NCBI's taxonomy places the organism in Eukaryota, Metazoa, Chordata, Mammalia, Artiodactyla, Balaenidae.
CGCUAUGAUCACAGAAUUCCUGUCCCUGCUUUACCUUGGGCUUUGUCUGGGCAAUGAAGAUGAGAAAAAUAAUGAUGAAGAUGAUGAAAGUGGACCUGACCCUGCAAAAACAGACACCAAAGUCAUCGUUGUCGCCACCUUCACCUGCGUCUCUGUCUUUCUCCUCUUCGUUGUCAUCUUCUUCAUCUACAGAUGCACUCAGCACAAUUCAUCACAUGAAGAAUCCGCCAAGAGAACCAGCCAUUCCAAAUUUCCCAAGCAGGGAGCUACAGCAUGA